AUGGCUACCUGGGAUGACGUGGAUCAGGCGCUGAACUCCAUGAAAAUCGUGUCUCUCAUCAGAUUCCGUGGAGGUACAGCACAGGAUCGGUCGGGCGAGAUGAAGAAACUGCAUCGCAACGGAGAAUUUCACCCUUUCUAUACCAAAAUAGAGGGCAUUGAGUCAGCCGUAUGGCUCUACAAAGGGCUUUGUAAAGACCCUAACGCCGUGGAGGAUAUCGACUGGAACAGGAUUUGCGAACUUACCAAGCUUGGCAAUGACUUGGGAUAUCGCUCUGUUGGAAUCAUCACUCUCCCCGACCCAUUCGACGCAACUUACACAACCUACGAAGUCAGCAAGGAUCAGCUUGUCAUCAACUUGCUUCCCGCCUUCUUCAAAGAACGUUUUGAGUUCCCUGUCCAUUUGAAAGGUGAAAAGUCACUUCAGUGGAUUGUAGAGGCUCAUGCGCGGCAUGCGUGCGUCAUAAACUGGCCUGAGGGUGCAGAAAAUGAAGGCCCAACCUGUCUUCCACACCUGCCCAAUACUGUCAAUGAACUCGAGCUGUGUGGCAUGCCAAAGAUCUUCCGCACCAACGUGCCCUGGAGAGAUGGGAGAGAUGGGCGCGACACUCGCGGUCACUGGGUACACGAAUUUGUACAAAAUCUGCGCGAGGUAAAGAUACUGACCUUUUCCGGGUCUGACCAGGACCCUGAGUGUCUGUUGCGUCUCAAAGGCUGGACGGGUCAAUUGUGUAUCAAGGAUGGAUCGGGGAGAGAGAUUAUAGGUCAAUUGUGUAACAAGGAUGAAUCGGGGAAAGAGAGUAUUGAAAUAGACAAGAGGGAUGAUGGUAAGAAAUGGCGCCGAAUUAAUGCUUUUCGCAAAGCAUUCCGUCGUUAA
Molecule: messenger RNA, 876 nt
Organism: Aaosphaeria arxii CBS 175.79
Lineage: Eukaryota; Fungi; Ascomycota; Dothideomycetes; Pleosporales
Exons: 1
Coding region: 1-876 (291 amino acids)
Source: RefSeq, a predicted model, not a curated record